ACUCUUCAUUAUAAAGACGAUCCAAAAUGAACACCGGCUUGCUGGCAUGGGAGUGCAUAGUUUUCAUUCUAUUCAUCUGUAUAUCCACAUUUACGCCCCUAUGGCAACGGCGCAGGGACGCAAAUGCCCCUGGGGGCGUUAAACGGGCAUACAUCUUCGCUAGCGGAGGAGUAUCAACUUUGGCCAUGAUACUGUCAGUGUCCAGAGGAACUUUAGGAGUUAGAUCUUUUUUGGGUUUCCCGUCAGAGCUGGUAUACUACGGCACGGCGAUGUGGGAAACCCUAUACGGGAUAGCCUUGGCCUUCCCUAUUGUGUGCUGGGUCUUUAUUCCUGUAUACUACAGACUACAUACCAAUUCGGUCUACGAGUACUUACAGAUGCGUUUUGGCACCAACUCUGUUCGUCGAUUGGCAGCAGCUACCUUCGUAGUGCGUCAGAUUCUGAACCUUGCAGUCACAGUGUAUACGCCCACCGUAGCCUUGCAUGCCCGCGACAUAACUGUUACGAACCUGGACCGCGCAGCUACCUCAGGAAUGACCCAGUAG
Molecule: messenger RNA, 545 nt
Organism: Hyposmocoma kahamanoa
Lineage: Eukaryota; Metazoa; Arthropoda; Insecta; Lepidoptera; Cosmopterigidae
Product: sodium-coupled monocarboxylate transporter 1-like
Exons: 5
Coding region: 27-545 (172 amino acids)
Biological process (GO): transmembrane transport; sodium ion transport
Cellular component (GO): membrane
Molecular function (GO): symporter activity
Source: RefSeq, a predicted model, not a curated record